This is a messenger RNA of Diospyros lotus (date-plum), 854 nucleotides long. RefSeq names its product 50S ribosomal protein L12, chloroplastic-like. Bases 83 to 658 code for a protein of 191 amino acids. Gene Ontology annotation, molecular function: structural constituent of ribosome. The record is from RefSeq and is a predicted model, not a curated record. The transcript has a single exon. Gene Ontology annotation, biological process: translation. NCBI's taxonomy places the organism in Eukaryota, Viridiplantae, Streptophyta, Magnoliopsida, Ericales, Ebenaceae. Gene Ontology annotation, cellular component: ribosome.
CCCCAAAGCCAAGAAGCCUCCUCAACUCUUAUCUCUUCCUCCUCCUCUAUCCUCUCGCUUUGCUCAAGCCUCUGCCUCUCCAAUGGCUUCCACUCUCUCCACUCUCUCUCUUCGUACCCCCUCUUAUCCUACGCCCUCAAUUGCUUCUUAUCCUACGCACUCCUCUUCCACCUUCCCCUCACAAACCCUAGAAUUCCCCCUCCGCUUCCCCAAAUCCUCCCCCCGCCGCGCCACCUUCCUCCGCCCCAUCGCUGCCGUGGAGGCCCCGGAGAAAGUCGUGAAGCUAGGCGACGACAUCUCCGAUUUAACCCUGGCAGAGGCGCAGAAGCUGGUCGAGUACUUGCAGGACAAGCUUGGUGUGUCCGCCGCGUCCUUCGCCCCUGCCGCCGUUGUCGCUGCCCCCGCCGGCGGUGCCGCUGAUGCUGCGGCGGCCCCCGAGGAGAAGACGGAGUUCGACGUCCUGAUCGAGGAUGUCCCCAGCAAUGCGCGUAUUGCAACGAUUAAGGCCGUGAGGGCGUUGACGAACUUGGCUUUGAAGGAGGCCAAAGAGUUGAUUGAGGGCUUGCCGAAGAAGUUCAAGGAGGGCGUGUCCAAGGAAGAGGCCGAGGAGGCCAAGAAGAAGCUCGAGGAAGCUGGAGCCAAGGUCGCCAUCGCUUAGAGGUUUUUUUCCAGUUGAUGGAAUUCUGGUAAAUUUCCUUUUUCUUCUUUUGUAUUGGGGCGAUGAAAUCAUCUGUUGUUUGUAGCCAGUUCAGUUUUUAGUAGCGUAUAGUUUGUAUCUGCUUUGGAGCAUAAUGAAUUGAACUCCAGAGAAAUUUCUUUUGAAUUGGGUAAUGUUUACUCCAAAAUAGGUAAAA